AUGAAUAGAAAUAAGAAUAUAAGAGAGAAGUACAAAGCUAUUGAUCCUUAUUUUAAGCAAAGUUACACUAAAGAUCUAAGUACAGAAAGUGCACUGUAUGAACUCUACGACGAGCCUCAAUAUGACCUUGGUCGCCUUCGUGAUAAGCGCCAAAUAGAUAUAACACCAUUACAAGAAGGACAACGAACGUAUGAAAAGUAUCUCACUCCGCUAUAUGCCAUCACUGCUUUUUUUGGUGCUAUGAUGAUAAUUGGGCCAUUUUUAGUAAAGCAAGGGCCUAAUCGGGGCUGGUUUACAAUCUACUUUGGACAAAUGAAUCCCCUAAUGGGACCGCGCCUCGAAAACACUACCGUCGCUUGGAUUGCAUACAAAAUAGGGAAUCCUUUUAAAGCAAGCAAUAAUACCACAGAUGCAACCAUU
Molecule: messenger RNA, 420 nt
Organism: Brenthis ino (lesser marbled fritillary)
Lineage: Eukaryota; Metazoa; Arthropoda; Insecta; Lepidoptera; Nymphalidae
Source: the annotation of a GenBank genome assembly